Molecule: messenger RNA, 1729 nt
Organism: Tilletiopsis washingtonensis
Lineage: Eukaryota; Fungi; Basidiomycota; Exobasidiomycetes; Entylomatales
Exons: 1
Coding region: 175-1686 (503 amino acids)
Source: RefSeq, a predicted model, not a curated record
GCGUCUGCGGGCUGCCACGUCGACCGGCCGAGACGCAGACCCCUCGGCCUCAAGCUCGUCUUAGCGUGCCCCUUGACAGUCCGACCGGGACGGGAAGCGAGCCAUGGAGCAUCUCUGCGGCGCUCGCUGGGCAGCAGCAUUGCGUCUUGCGGCCCCCGUCUCCGCGUCUUGGCCAUGCAAAUGUCGUUCCUCGCGAUCGAGGCUGCCUGCUCGUCCAGGCUCAGCCGCGCGGUCGCGGCCGUUCCCAGCGCAACAAAGGAGGAACUGCGCACCGUGUGGAGACGACCUACUGGUUCCGCCGGACGGCAUGAGGCCUGCAUCGAGGUGCCUUUGCGGCAGGCACACGGCGCAACUUUGCGAGAUGCUCCACGUCAGACGGUGGCGCUUGCGCGCGCCGCACGCGAUGGCCCGCCAACGCAGGCGAGGAGGCGCAGACGACACAGCGCCAUGGCGUUGCACCUCAGCGGUCGCCGCCUUGCCAUGCGCUUCUGCCGCGGUCGAGACUGCGGUGCGACCUGCGAGGUGCCUCCUGCAGCUGGCGCUCGCCGGGAGCGGACUUGGACGCGCGCGCGCCCGGCGGAGCGGCCUGGCGACGAGCUCGUCGAGUCAAUCAGCUCGGGUCGCCUUCUCUGCGCUGCGUGCGUCUGCAUGCAGAUGCAGCGCUCGGCGCAGGCGCCUUCUCACGGCAAGCCGCACGACCGCAAGUUGCUGUUUGCUGCGCGCCUCGUGGGCCCUCGCGGAGUGGCAAAGCCGGAGGCGGUGCGAUCACCCCUUCGCCUGCUCCUGAGGCGCUGCAUCUGCGACGAGCCCGCUGCGAGCUGCCGGCGAGCGAAGGACGCAGGGUCUGCUGCAGCGCAGCGAGCGGUGCAUGGAUGGCGGCACGCCGCUGCCGACGCCGCUGGCCCACGCGCGCAGCGGUGCCUCGAGCGGAGGCUGAAAGCCGUCUCGUCGAGAGCUCCCCGGCUGCGGCUGCACCUGGGCACCGACGCAGCGCGCAGCUUGCAGCGGGUGUGCGGGCGCUGCUGUUCAACUCCGCGGCACCAGCUCGCCGCCGGGAGGGACGCCUCAGCGCUCAGGCACGCCGAGCGGAGAGGCGUCGCAGCACAGCACGGCACCGCAGCCGGCACCCCCUCGCGAUGGCCCGGAUGCUCUUCGUUGCGCCGUCGCUCGUCGCUCGGCGCGCCUCCCGGUGCCGCGCCUCUCCUUCUCGCCGCCGCCCAUGCAGUGCGCUGCAUGCCAACGUCGCUGCAUGAGAUUGGCCGCCGCCGAGCGCCGCCGUUCGCACACUCAAAGUCGAUCAUAGCGUCAUGCAUGACUGUCCGGCACCCACAGAGAAGUCUCGCGGGCAGACGCGAGAUCUCGGCGUCGCCAGCCUCGGAUGCCGCUGCGGCUGCGCCGCGACAUGCUUGCGUCCGUCGGCUGGCCGCUGGCGAGCAGACCUCGCAGGACGACCGUGCGGACUUGGGAGAGCUGCUCUGCGGCGCGCCUGAGUCAGCGAGCGAGGUCGUCCAUGCGGUGUGGUCGCUGCCUUGGCGCGCGAGCGGCGACGAACAGCGAGACGCAAGCGUGGGCACGCCAUGGUCUCGAGCACCGACACCGCAGCCGCCGCUUCCACCGCCGCUUGCAGCGACGAGACUCGGCCUCCAUCCCGCGCCGUGCCACGGCUUGCUCUUGCUCUGCGCCUGACAGCAUCGCUGUGCUUCGUCCUAGGUCGUCCUUGAACAUCGGC